AUGAGUACUCCAAGAUCCCGUCUUUUCGAGCCUGUCAGGCUCGGCACCAUAGAUUUGAAGCACAGGAUCGUCCUCGCCCCCUUGACUAGAUACCGCAACGGCGAUGACCACGCUGCCCUGCCUUUCAUGCAGCGCUACUACGCGGACCGCGCCUCUGUUCCCGGAACGCUGGUCAUCUCCGAAGCUACCGGCAUCGCUCAAGGCCAAGAAGGCCAGCGCUUCCUCCCCAGCUUCGUCACGGAUGCACAAGUUGCCGCCUGGAAGAGCAUCAUCGAAGGCGUGCACGCCAAGGGAUCUUUCUGGUUCCAGCAGCUCUGGGAUCAAGGCCGCGCGGCUGAUCCGUCUUACGCCCCCGAGGAGAUGAGCGAGGGGGACAUCCAGAAGGUCAUCCAGGACUAUGUCGCGAGCGCCAGGCGCGUUAUUGCUGCCGGUGGCGACGGUGUGGAAGUUCACGGCGCCCACGGCUAUUUGAUCGACCAGUUCCUGUCAGAUGUCGUCAACAAGCGGACUGACAAGUGGGGAGGCUCUGUCGAAAACCGCGCUCGCCUUGUUGUCGAAGUUGUCAAGGCCGUCUCGGAAGCAAUCGGCACCCAGCGUGUCGGUCUCCGCUUGUCGCCAUACGCCAGCUUCCAGGGCGCCACCAAGUCUGAUACCAAGGAACUCAACCUGCACAUCGUCAAACAGCUGAAGGCGCUCGACGGGGCGCUCGCGUACAUUUCCCUUGUCGAGGCCCGCGGCGAUCCGGCUACUUUGAUGCUCAACAACCCAGAAGACGAGACCAAGACACUAGACUUCAUCCUCGAGGAGUGGGACAACCGAUCCCCUGUGAUUGUUGCCGGGGGUUAUACCCCUGAGUCGGCUCAGCAGGCUGUUGACGGCCACUAUCAGAAGUGGAAUGUGCUCGUCGCUUUCGGCCGUCACUUCCUUGCCAACCCGGACCUGGUGUACAGGGUCGAAAACGGGAUACAACUGAACGAGUACAACAGGAACACGUUUUACUUGAACAAGACAGAGGAAGGGUACAACGACUACCCCUUCAGCCCUGAGUUCCUCAAGGCAUCAGCAUAA
Molecule: messenger RNA, 1068 nt
Organism: Verticillium alfalfae VaMs.102
Lineage: Eukaryota; Fungi; Ascomycota; Sordariomycetes; Glomerellales; Plectosphaerellaceae
Product: 12-oxophytodienoate reductase
Exons: 2
Coding region: 1-1068 (355 amino acids)
Molecular function (GO): NADPH dehydrogenase activity; FMN binding
Source: RefSeq, a predicted model, not a curated record